Molecule: messenger RNA, 3105 nt
Organism: Papilio polytes (common Mormon)
Lineage: Eukaryota; Metazoa; Arthropoda; Insecta; Lepidoptera; Papilionidae
Product: aminopeptidase N-like
Exons: 13
Coding region: 44-2605 (853 amino acids)
Biological process (GO): peptide catabolic process; proteolysis
Cellular component (GO): cytoplasm
Molecular function (GO): metalloaminopeptidase activity; peptide binding; zinc ion binding
Source: RefSeq, a predicted model, not a curated record
GCGCGAGGACGUGUCUAUCACAUUAGAUCGAAAUUAAAAAAAAAUGUUUCUUUCAAUUUUUUAUUUAUUAUUUUUUUGUACAUCAAUCCAAGGAGGUUUUGUUGAUGAAGAAUGUUUAAAUUACACAGUGUAUCCAGUGCAAUAUGAAUUAACAAUAAUACCUUAUAUUUUUAAAACUGGUGAUUCUUAUUACGAUUGCAAUAUGGUUGUAACUAUUAUAGCAAAUGCACCGAAUGUUAGAGUUAUAGAAUUGGAUGCUAGAGAUUUGGACAUAAGGCGAGAUUCGAUAAAAGUGCUCGAUGGAGACAUAGACUUGGUGAAUAAACAUAGACCUUACGAGGUAGACAAAGUUAGAGGCAAAUUGUACAUUUAUUUAUCGGAUUCAUUAAAACAGUAUAAUGUUUAUAAGACUCAAUAUUUGUUGAAAAUUUCAUUCAACAAACGUUUGAAAAAAGAAAGUGAUGGAAUAUUUAUACUUGAUUUCAAUGAAGAUGGUACUACCAAAUAUUUAUACACAACACGUCUAUCACCUAACAAGGCGAAAUACUUCUUUCCGUGCUUCGACAAUCCGCGCUUUGAAGCUGUCUUCAAAUUCAAAGUCUACCUGCCGCAGUCUCGCGUCGACAUGCAGAAUUCGAACACAAGUUUGGUAAUAUCUCAAGAGCAACGUCAUUAUACUGCUAGUAACGAUUAUCAAAUAUACGAAUACAUCCCAUCACCACAAGUUGCGUUAUACCAAGUUGGUUUCCAUCAUUCGAAUUUCGGUAAUCGUCGAGUCUUGGCCACAAAAACUAAUGACACACUAAUCGUCUGGGCGCCUGUAACUACGCUGCAGAACUAUAAUUACAUACUCCAGUUCGGAGAUACGAUUGUAAAUCUUAUCCAUGAGUACUCAACCAUCAAUCGGCCGCUUGUAAUUGGCCCGAUCAAUUUAGUGGCUGUACCAUCCAUCCUUAAUGGAUAUGAGAUAGGAAGUUGGAAUCUCUUAACCAAUGGAGACAACAGACUGAUGUACAUACCACAGCUUACCAGUAUAAAGCAAAUGGAAAUGAUGAAGUUUGAACUGGCGCAGCAGCUGAGCAGGAUAUGGCUAGGCAACCCUGGCGAGCCCGAGAGGACCAGGUGGAAAGAGGAGUGGUUCAAGGAAGGCGUUGCUACGUAUUUAGCAUAUUAUUUCUUAGCUCAGUAUAAUCAAGGAAGACAUAGUUCACCGAUUGGUAAAUACGGUCUCGAAAUGAAGCAUAAGGCGAUGUUAGUGGACUGGUAUCACAGUACGCCAGCGCUGGCAACAUUCAACAGAACACUGGCCAUCGAGAUACCUUCAAGAUACAAAAGCCUUGUGACAAUGAAGACCGCGUCAAUAUUAUGGAUGGUAGAGAAUUGGCUGGGAUCGGAAAAGUUCCAGAAGGCGUUAGUAAGAUACAUUAAUUCACGGAGAGGGAAAUACAUAUCUUUGGAAGAUUUCAUGAUCAGCUUGGAUCAAGACACGGUAGAAUGUCUUCAUCAGUUCUUCAAUGGUUCCACAGCAUCAAGGGUCUUAAAGUCGUGGUUCCAUCAAGCUGGGUAUCCUGUUAUUAACGUGCAAGUACUCAGAGAUCGAAAUCCAAAUGUUAUUCUUCUUAAACAGAGACAAUUCAGCUUCACAAACCUCAAUCGUGUGGACUCGAACUAUUUGAUCCCAGUUUCAUACAUAAUGCAGAACAACGAGAAUUGUUACAAUUGCUACCAGCCUCGGUUCACCAUCGGUAUGCAGACGUAUUCCUUCGGAGAGAAUCUGGACGGAGGCUGGAUAAUACUUAACAGGAAUGCUUCUGGGUAUUAUCGCGUUAACUACGACACUUACACGUGGAGACUUAUAGCUAAAACUUUAAAGGAGGACCAUCUUACUAUUAAUGAACUGAACAGAGCUCAAAUUGUUAACGACGUAUUUGCGUUAUUUAGCGCUGGGGAUUUGGAUGUAAAUAUUGCUAUGACAAUUCUGGACUAUCUCAAUGAAGAAUUGAGCGAUGUGGUUUGGGACGCCGCAGCCGCCGGUUUCGAACUAUUGAAGAUAGAUGGCGCUAAUUGUCAUAUGACAAAGACCUUGUAUCAAGAAUGGCAGGAAUUUAUGCGAUCAAAAGUAGCUGCAUUAUACAAACGACUAAUAGACAAUCGAGAACAACGACCAAACAUACGUCUCUUCAGAAGUGUUAUUGUUGACUUCGCCUGCACUCUCAGACAUCAGCCGUGUUUGCAUUACAUGAAAUCGAUACGUACACCGUUCGAAAGACAUAUAAUGAAUCCCGAUUUCCGAGAAACGUUUUACUACGUACAUCAAAGCGAAUCAAAUGGUAAUUUCGGUGGCGAUGGAUUGAAUCGCUGUGAACUGGAGGAGAAAAUUAACGCAGAACAUAAAAUGCGAGAAGAGAACAGAUUCUUGUAUCGAAUACCGAUAGGAACUCCUCGGCCUCAGGAACUCGUGCGGUCAACUACUGAGUUCGUUGUAACUACAGAAUCUUCAACAACUGUACAAACUUUGGUGGCAGGACCCGGAGGAUCUGCUUCGAUAAUGUCUUCCUUCUUAAUUACAAUUAUAUUAUUAACAAUAACUUUAAUUAUUAGAUAAAUUGGAUUUAAGUUAAUUACUGGACAAAUGGUUUUUUUUUUAAUACAAAUGGUUCGUCUGUGAUCAGCAUAGAGUAUUUCUGUGACGUAUUAAAUUCUAUACUUUUUUUCAACAUGUAAUAAUUUGAUAACCUAACGUCCGACUUCUGAAACGCUUCGGUUUACAAGAGCCGCUUACGAUUGUCUGAUUUUUUAUUGAAUUUGGAGAAUUGAGGCCUUUUUAAAACAAUCUAUAUUUAAAUUAUCGUAAUAUAAUUCGACUAUUAGUGGAGAAAGGCUUAUAGUAAAUUAAUAGUUCUGUUUGGACGUGUCAUUUUGUAGCAGUGGAAGCCCACGCUAAGAAAUGUUUUAGUACUAAGUAUUAAUAUUGCAAUCGCUGCCAUUACAAGACUAACUUUAUUUAUUUUAAUAAUAAUAUUGAAUAAAGAACUUAUUUAAUUAUUUUAUUCACAUUCCUACUUUUAAUCAGUUUAUUAUCGGCUUGCUUUUUUAAAUUGUAAU